Molecule: messenger RNA, 1257 nt
Organism: Phycodurus eques (leafy seadragon)
Lineage: Eukaryota; Metazoa; Chordata; Actinopteri; Syngnathiformes; Syngnathidae
Gene: jhy
Product: junctional cadherin complex regulator
Exons: 5
Coding region: 25-1257 (410 amino acids)
Source: RefSeq, a predicted model, not a curated record
GCAGACUUUGACCUAAACUCAAAUAUGGAUGACAGAGCUAUGCCUCCCAAUCAGAGAACAGCUGUUCUGACUGAUCAGUGGGAUUCUCUGCAGACAGACACGGAGCGCUUGGCCCAGGAGAGAGUCUGCAAACAGCAGCUACGAAUACAUACUGGUGAAUACAUACUGCGUGGUGGAAAGAUGAAUGACAGUUUACAGAGAGGAAAUUGUGAGGUUGCAGAUGCAAACGAUGAUCCAAGUGAAGAUGACACGGUUUCGGACAGCAUUAAAGUCUCAGCACAUUCUCACAGAAUGAGGGAACCUGGAAGUGACACUCGCAAAAGCAAACUGGACGCCAGUGAUGUCUACUCAGAAUUGUGCUGUGACCCAAACUGGAACAUCAACAAAAAGGGAGCUGUCAUCACCGAGAGUUUAAAGUGCUCUGUCCCGGAACGUCACCACUUUCCAAGGCAAACGUCUGGUCAAUCGCAGAAGCCAUUUAUAAGAGGAUAUAGAUACAUAGCGGACACAAGUGCAACACUUAUAAUGACUCCAAAUAUUGCGGGCAGUGAUUGUAAUCAGCCAUACCACCUACACCCCCAAGAUGACCAGGUUAGCUCAAUAACAACCCAACUCUGUCACAGCAAUGCUUUGUGUCAUAGCUCACCAAAAUCCAAUUCAUCUCGUAGUUGUAGUGCUAGCUCUACCCAUCGGCAGUCCAAAGACCAGCUACAAAAUAGCUGUGACAAUGUGGAUAAAAAUAGUAAAAGAUCUCUUGAGCCGACAGAGCACAUGGAGGAAAUGCAUGAGCACAUGGAGGAAAUGCAUGCUAUGUACUUGAAAGAAUAUCAGACCUACUACCAGAAGGAACUGCAACACAUACCUGGAGGAUCAUUACAAAUCUCACCCACAACAGCGAGUUCUCAGACUCCUGGAAAGAAAAAGCGACAUACACAAACAGAAGACCUUGUAGAACGUAAUAAAAUAACACUGGGCCGCAGCACAUCUGGUAAAGGAUCCUAUUUGAAUAUGCAUGCACUUCACCAGAAGAAGCGUCACAUUGUGAAAAAGGGCUUGCAACCGGCAACCAGUGUGGCACCUGAGCCGCAUGAAACCGCUGAUAAUGUAGCCAUUGCAGAGUGUCCAAAAGAGAGUUCAGAUCCAGAACAAUGGUUAACCCAACAAUUGAAGGUCACCCAUAUCACUGAAGGAAGUAAACAGGGGAAUAUUGAACCUUACUACAGCAGCAUGGAGAAAAGCCCUGAAUUGCAAAGGUGA